AAAGAUAACUUAGCGAAAGUUAAUCUGUUGCCUUCAUCACACAAGCUUCACUGUUUCCUCUACUUUUGACAGGAAUUUACUGUUUGACAAAAUGAGGCUAUGGGUAACAGUUUUUGAGCUGACGAUAGUCGGCAAUGGGAGGGGAUGCCCUGAGAAAAUAUACAGAAAGCAAGACGGUGUCCUCCUGAGUAGACAGUCAUGUUACAAGUCUGUACCCUGGUCAUUCUGCUACCUCUGGUACGCCCGGAGACCAUCGUCCACCUCUUCGAGUGGUCUCACGAAGACGUGGCGAAGGAGUGUAACCGAUUUUUGGCGCCCUAUGGUUACUCAGCUGUCCAGGUUUCACCCGUGAACGAACAUGCUAUUCUUAAUGGACGCCCUUGGUACGAGAGAUACCAACCUAUAUCAUACGUCUUAAAAAGCCGUUCGGGAAACAAAGCUGCCUUUAAGAACAUGGUAGAAAGUUGCAAUAAAGUUGGUGUCAAGGUGUACGUCGAUGUUAUCUUCAAUCACAUGACUGCCAACUUGCCUCCGGGUACUAAAGGUACAGGUAAUUCCGUUCCGGAUACCGCCAAUGAGAAAUACCCAGCGGUUCCCUACGGUCCCAAAGACUUCCAUGCGCCAUGUUCCAUCGAAGACUGGAAGGACAGAUGGCAGAUUCGAAAUUGCGAACUACUUGGCCUCCACGAUCUGAAUCAAACUUCUGAAUAUGUUAGGGGCAAAAUAGUGGGAUUUUUGAACGAAUUAGUUGACAUUGGGGUAUCUGGAUUCAGAGUCGAUGCAGCUAAACACAUGGAACCUUCAGACUUACAAGUCAUCUACCAGCGAGUUCACAACCUCAACCCUAGGUGGUUCCCCAAAGGCAGCAGGCCAUACUUCUACCAAGAGAUUGCUGGUUAUCCAGAUGAUGACGUUAUCAAGCCUCAAGAAUACACUUCACUAGGCGGGGUUAUGGACUUCAAAUACGGCUUCGAAUUGGCUAGAGCAUUUAAUAAAGAAAACAAGCUGAAAUGGCUUCGAACAUUCGGCAAGCGUUGGGGUUUGGUGGCAUGGAAGGAUUCAGUGGUAUUUGUCGAUAACCACGAUACGCAAAGAGAUGGCAUAAACGAUCGACCUGCGUUAACAUAUAAACAGGGCAAGCAGUAUAAGAUGGCAGUGGGUUUCAUGUUGGCAUGGUCGCACACACGAGCUAGGGUGAUGUCCAGUUACUACUUCGAUAAGAAGGAGCAAGGACCUCCAUCUUAUCCUGUAAUUGUGAACGAGGAUCUUACUUGUUCGGGCGGAUGGGUCUGUGAGCACCGAUGGCAUCAGAUCUACAACAUGGUGGCUUUUGCAAAAGUAGUGGAAGGAACCGCUGUGAGCCACUGGUGGGACAAUGGUAACUAUCAGAUAGCCUUCUCGAGAGGAAGCGAAGGUUUUAUUGCAAUAAACGCUGAAGAUAAAGACCUGGACUCCGAAAUACAGACCUCUUUGGAGCCAGGUGUGUACUGUGACGUCAUUAGUGGACUCAAGCAGGGUUCGAAAUGCACGGGAAGUCAGGUGACAGUAAAAAACAAUGGUAAAGCUCAUAUUAAGAUAGCAGCGAAUGCUUUGGAUGGUUUCAUAGCUAUUCAUUCCAAGUCGAAAAUACGAUGAGCCCCAAUUUUCUGGAUGCGCAGAACAAUCAAGGAUUUAUUUUUUUUAACAGAAGUACAUAUUAUGAAAUGAAUUAUUAAUGAUUUGUUUUAAAUUUAC
Molecule: messenger RNA, 1734 nt
Organism: Nezara viridula (southern green stink bug)
Lineage: Eukaryota; Metazoa; Arthropoda; Insecta; Hemiptera; Pentatomidae
Source: the annotation of a GenBank genome assembly